CCUGCUCACCCUUGCACUUCACACUUACACCUCGUACAUCGCAUCAGUCACUUCCUUCGCCAUCGUCCGCUACUUCUGAGCCCUUUCUCUACGUCCUCCUGCUCUACUCUAUCCACAGCUAUUUGCACUUAUCCCUGCACUUCUCACCUUUGCCCUUACCAUAUCUUUUACUACCUACCAACAUGAUGCACACAGCAGCUAUCGGAAGCUUUCCCAAGGACUUGUCCUUCACCAACACCAGCCAUGCCUACCCUUCGCCCUCCCUCUCGCCUGUAACCACCUUCCGCACCACCAUGGACUCCGUCUCGGCCGACAGUCAACGAGCGUCGUCUAUCAAGAGCCUGAUGGUCUCAAUCCAACCCCCCGCCUCGCCACUCGACGCACUCGUUCUGGCACUUGAGGCCACUGUAGAGGAGAUGAAGGAAUGUAAUGAUCAGGACCAGCCAUUUCGUGCAUUGUCUACCUUGCAGGAGCAGGAUGAUGAAGAGGACCCUAAUGCAACUGUGCCAUCUUCGCCGACGUUCUUCAUGAAAAAGUCCUCGACGCUGCCCUCGUUGCACCAGCUGCCGAGCUUGGUGCUGCCUGAAGCAGCCACCUCGUCUCUACUGUCACUACCCUCUUCAGCUGACACUGUAGCUCCUAUCCCUCCUGCAACCUUCAACUCACAUUCCCCCUCCAGCUCUUCCGGACUGACGCCAAGCACCCAUCCUGGACAGACCGCCAGCCGUCGCAAGAUGUCUAUUUGCAGCCAAGGGUCGAUGGAUUCAUUGUCCUCGGCCAAUUCGAGCGGAGAGCGCAUCGAAACGCUCGUCUGCUCUGUCAGGAACUGCUCAAAGAAGUUUUAUCAGGUCGCUCACCUGCGCAUCCAUGAGCGGUGCCACACUGGGACGCGUCCUUUUGUCUGCCGAUAUGAUGGAUGCGAACGAUCCUUUACACAACUCGGAAAUCUGAAGACCCACGAGCGAAAGCACACAGGCGAGCGACCAUUCAAGUGCCCUUACCCCGGAUGCGACAAGACCUUUACCCAGCUUGGCAAUCUCAAGACACACGAACGCAUUCAUGACGAAGUCAAGCCUUUCAUGUGCCGCCUUACUGGAUGCGGCAAGACCUUUAGCCAACUCGGAAAUUUGAAGACGCACACGGCCAAGAUGCACCCUGACAUGAGUAUCAGCGAUGAGGAAAUGGCUAUCAAAAGCGCCACGAGCCCUUCUCACUCUGCGCAGGACCGUACCGAACGCUCUACACAGACACAUCGGAUCAAAGAACAAGGACAUCGACAAGUAAUCGCUUACUUCAACCCGUAUCAACGUCGUCCCAUCCAUCCUCAACGUUCAGAAAGGGACGUGUUGAUCAAAGACAUCAGUACGAUACUUCAGCACCAGGAGCGUGCUCUUGAUCUGGCGCUGGGAAGCGAGUUAUCAGACGAUAUGGAGGAGUAGAGUCGGCCAGGACCAGUGAUUUUUUCUUAGCUGUUCUCGUUUUAUUGCGCUUCCCUUCUGUUGUUCAUAUUUACCCUGUAUUGUACUUGUAGUUAUGCAUAUUGCUUCGUUCUUUCCUCUCAUAUUCCGCACCCCCUUCCUGUAAACCAUCCAAUAAAUGUAGCGUGACUGUUCAG
This is a messenger RNA of Gamsiella multidivaricata, 1615 nucleotides long. RefSeq lists its product as uncharacterized. The record is from RefSeq and is a predicted model, not a curated record. The transcript has 5 exons. Gene Ontology annotation, cellular component: nucleus. The coding region runs from base 183 to 1439 and encodes 418 amino acids. Gene Ontology annotation, molecular function: DNA-binding transcription factor activity, RNA polymerase II-specific; RNA polymerase II cis-regulatory region sequence-specific DNA binding. NCBI's taxonomy places the organism in Eukaryota, Fungi, Mortierellomycota, Mortierellomycetes, Mortierellales, Mortierellaceae. Gene Ontology annotation, biological process: regulation of transcription by RNA polymerase II.